Molecule: messenger RNA, 7869 nt
Organism: Erpetoichthys calabaricus (reedfish)
Lineage: Eukaryota; Metazoa; Chordata; Cladistia; Polypteriformes; Polypteridae
Gene: ldlrad3
Product: low density lipoprotein receptor class A domain containing 3
Exons: 6
Coding region: 249-1226 (325 amino acids)
Biological process (GO): receptor-mediated endocytosis
Cellular component (GO): plasma membrane
Molecular function (GO): protein binding
Source: RefSeq, a predicted model, not a curated record
CUCCCUCUCACCCUCCCCCUUUACUGCCAGCCCCACAGACUCGCAUCUCCUUUUUAGCAAAAACUUUUCAACUUUUGUCGGCCCCCCCGACUCCCCCCUCCCCAGUGCUCCCCUUUCCCCCCCACUCCACCCCUAAGCCAGGAGCACCAACAACAGUAACAACUAGCAGGGCGACCAGAGUGGAACGGGUUGGUUCGGAGAAGUGCAGGCCCUCUGCGGGAGGGACUGGAGGCAGGCCGGCGGGGAGGAUGUGGAUCUGGUACCUGCUCCUCGGUUCGGGCUCCGGUUCCAGCUCGGUCGAAAGCCAACUGCUCCCUGGAAAUAAUUUCACAACAGAGUGCAACAUUCCAGGGAAUUUUAUGUGUGGAGAUGGAAAGUGUAUCCCUGGGGGCUGGCAGUGUGACGGGCUACCGGACUGCUUUGACGAAAGUGACGAACGAGCCUGCCCCAAAGCGAAGUCCAAGUGCGCUCCGACCUUCUUCGCCUGCGCCAGCGGGAUGCACUGCAUCAUCGGCCGAUUCCGCUGCAAUGGCUUUGAAGACUGUCCGGACGGCAGCGACGAGGAGAACUGCACCGCCAACCCUCUCCUCUGCUCCACGGUGCGUUUUCACUGCAAGAACGGCCGCUGUGUGGACCGCAGCUUCCUCUGCAAUGGGCUGGACAACUGCCAAGAUAACAGCGACGAAGAGGACUGCGAGAGCACGUCAGAAGCCGUCCCAGGACAGGACUUUGUGACGCUGGAUUACCGGCUUCGCUACCACCCCACCAUCACGUACGCGGUCAUCGGCAGUGCCGUCAUAUUUGUGUUAGUGGUGGCCCUGCUGGCCCUGGUUCUGCAUCACCAGCGCAAGCGAAAUGUCCUCCUACCCCGAGUGGCGGCGCCCCUUCACCGCCUGCACCAACCUCUGCUGCUCUCCCGCCUGGUUAUCCUGGACCAGCCGCAGCCUUGUCCGACCAGCGCCAGCGCCGCCUCAUACAGUCCAUCACGGGGCAUCCAGCUGCUGUCUGGGACCUUCUACCACUGUGACCUGGCCAUGGAGACCCCUCCUUCAUACUCACAAGCGGCCCUCGACCACAGCCGACCUCCUUGGUUUGAUUUACCUCCACCUCCUUACUUCCAUGAUGGAGAGGACCAGUCCGGUAGAGGGAGCCCCCCGAGGCGGGACAGUCCCAGCAUGGAGUGCUCCGAUCCCCCUCAGUAUGAAGGACAGUCGAGUGCGGUCUGAGUGCAGAUGGCGGCCAUAGACACACAGUAGGUGACGUGAUGAGAGCAGAUCAAGACGGACCUGGGCCGAGUCUACAAACCAAAUCAAAGAGAGCAGGACCCCCACUAUAAAGGGAGACAUGAGCCGCUCUUUCCAGGCUGAACUUGUGAAUGGCAGGAUUUAAAAAAGAAAAACAAGCAACUGGUCACAAGCCUCAGGAAUUCCAUUUGGAAUUUCAAAGUUGGGAGUUUUCCGAGAGACAUUCCCAGCUUUAUUAGAGCAACCCUGGUGGGGCAUGGAGAAGAAAAAUGAAUCUGAGGGUUGGGAAAGGUCUGUUGGGAAGCCCACCGAGGACCUCAUCUCAUCUUUGCAUAUGCAAUAUGAUAGAGGAGGCGCUUUAAGGAGGAGAGCAAAGCAGCACUCCUGGUGGGGUGGGGUGGGGGGCUCGGGGUCCCACCAUGUUUGAUUACAUUUUUACAGACAGAGGCUGCUCACCAAGCCCUCAGUGGUCACUUCAUCGUUUAAUUAGAGUCUGUGAUCUGACUGGGAGAUUCGCUCAGAUGAGGGUACUAAAGGGGCAUAAAGACUAGACAGUGACCAGUGUGAGGGGGCAAAGUGAUAAUCGGAGAGCGACAAUCUAAGAAUGAAAUGAUGGGGUGACCAUAUAGUGCCUUGAGUUAUGAUAACUAAUCCCUAACCAUAGCUUGUGUUUAAUUCUCAAAUGAAAUCAGUGUCCCAGCCCGGGCAGUGCCAGGUACAAAUGGACAAGCAACAAAGUUGAAGAGAAAAGAUCUUAUCAACGAUCAAGCAGUUCAGAUCCACACCGUUGAACUCAAGUCUGUGAUGUCUGGCACCGUUUUCCUGUUUGUACAAGGGAAGACCCUUGGCAGCAUUUUGUUGCAAAAUUGUGCCGGUGCCCCCACCCCGGGCAGUGCCCUGCUGGCGUUGCUCUGUCACGCCAUCUCAAAUUGUGCAGAGAACACCAUAGUCUGUGCUUCAUUCUGAAACUGGCUUCAUGCCCCCAGCCUGGGCAGUGCCACGUACAGGAGCUGAAUAUAGUGCCUGUCAAUACCUAUACAAGGAAUUCAUUCACCCCCUCAAAGGUUUUCACAUUUCAGUGCUCAAGAAUCACAGUGGAGUUAAUUUGACUCAUUUGACAGUGACCAACAAAACAAGACCCUUUAAUGUCAAAGUGAGAACAAAUUAAUUACAAAUAUAAAAAAUAUAAAUAAUUCUAAUCCUAAUUUGAUGUGUGACAAAUUUAAGGACUUACUUCAUGAGGUAAAAGUACAUCAUAAAUAAGAAGAGCUGAAUCAAACAUCUGAAAUAUUCAAAUGUGUGCUUCAGUUUAAAUGUUUCAGGGUCUCAGUAUUCACAAUUGUAAUAGAAAAUGUGUUAUUUGUCACCUUCAGAAAGUUCCAUAAAGGGAUAGCAAAGGAUCAAAAGUCAAAAAUCACCCCUUGCUUGUGUCACUGACCUUUAAGCAGCCUAAAACGAUACCCCACAUGCCUAUGUUUGAAAUUUGUCAUUUGUCACCCUCUGAUAGAGAGGUCCGUAGAGAGCUUGCAAAUGGUCAAAAAUCAAAAAUAACCUCAUAUUUGUGUCACUGACCUUUAAGCAGCCUAAAAUGAUACCCCACAUGCCCAUGUUUGAAAUUUGCCAUUUUUAACCAUCUGGUUUAAGAGGGCUAGGUCCACCGGUAAAGAAUCAAACAUCAGAAAUAUGAUUAUAUCCAUGAUCAGCAACCUUGAAAUAGCAUAAAAUGACACUCCAUGUGACAAUAUUACUGAUUUCUCUUUUAUUUCCAAGUUUUGUCAAAAGAAGUAAGCCACCCCUCCUAUCCCAUUAUGGGGACACAACUUCAAGACAUUCUGAUCAUUGUUGCUGAAGACCCCUAUUGGUUUACUGUUUAUCAUAGGGAAGUCGUUUCCUGCAAAACAUCUGGUCCAAACAUGGCGUAAAAAAUGAGAACAAAAAUAGGGGGGACCCCAAACAUCUCGAUGUCUGACAUAACUAGACAUCAAGCUGAGUCAAAUGGGGCAUCAAUAUGUGGGGGGGCUUUCGUAGGCUGGUGAGUCAGGAGACACAAAACAUAAAAAAAACACAUAAAUGAAGCAUUCAGGAGGAAUUCCUAAUGAACACCAAACCAUUGAUCUCACAAGUGUUCAUUCACCCCCUUCAUUAGGACAGCCCAUUGGUUUUAGAAGUCCCAUCACGAGUUCAGUGGAGAUCACCUCUGUGGGAUUUCAGCUGAAUGUAAGUGGAAGCUCCAACUGGUAGUGAGUUAGUAUUCUGGCCUGACCUAAACAAUGAAGACAAAAGACCACUCCAAGCAUCUCAAUGAAAAGCCCAAGUCCUGGGAUGUAGACAUGAAAAUCUCCAACUCACUGACUAUCUAGUGAAAUCGGUUAUGAAGAAAAUGGGAAGAGCGUGACAAAGCUGGAAAUCUGGUAGAGCACAAAAAGCUGUAGAAGACAAGUCAGGGUGGCCACCAUAAUGCCUUUGAGAGCACUGAAGGAGUCACAAGUUACAGUGGAUGAGAUUAGCGAGACUGCACAGCCAAUAACUGGGCCCUGGUGCUUUACCAGUCACAGCUUUAAGGGAGACUGGCAAAGAGAAAAAAAAAAGCACAGGGCAUCUCAGGCAGAAGGUACAUGGGAGAGUGUGAAGUCAGUUAGAUGAAGGUUCUGUAGUUGGAUGAUACCAAAAUAGCCAUGAACACACCAUCCACACUAUGAAGCAUGGUGGUGACAGGUUCAGGCAGUGGAGAUGCUUCUCUGCAGCAGGCCCUGGAAGGCUUGUGAGGGGAAAAAUGAAGUGAAACAUUGGAAAAUCCUGGAGGAAAACCUGAUGUUAUCUGCAAGAAACCUGCACUUCGGGAGAAGACAAUGGACCCAAGCACAAAGCCAAAGAUUACACGGGAAUGGCUUCAAAACAACAACAUGAAAGUCCUGGAGUGGCGGAGUCCAGAUUUUAAUCCAUUGGAGAAUGUGUGGCUGGUCUGGACAAAGUCUCUUCACUCACGACCUUAAUGGUGACUUCUAGCGAGUUCAGGUACUGCAGCAUUUUGUGUAUUGUGGAGAUCCAUCUUAAAGUUCUUGUUCCAGAUGUUAUUUUAGUGCUGAAUGAAUUCUUGUGAUCUCAUAAGAUUAAAAAGGCAGGAGGGGAACUGGACAUCUACGUGAAUGAGCAGUGGAGAGAAAGCGAGCACAUUACAAUGAGAACUAAAACGAGGAAAGCAGACAUUGAACUACCAGCUGGGCAAAUUCAUCCAUGUUACUUGACAGGAGAGAAAAACAACAUCCAUCCAUUUCAAAACCAGGGCAGGGGAUCUGGAGCCUAUUGGGCAUAAGAUGGGAACAAGCCUUGGGGUGCCAGUCCAUCACAGGUGAAUGCACACAAACACACACACACACACACAUAUAUAUAUAUAUAUAUAUAUAUAUAUACAUCUAACAGGCCCAGUUUAACACUGCCAGUCUACCUCACCGACAUGUCUUUGGACUGUGGGAGAAACCAGAGCACCAGGAGGAAGCCCACACAGACACGGGGAGACAUGUCCCAUCAUAUCCACCAUCUACAAGCAGAAAUGAUUGUGUCUACUGCUGACACUCUAAUGUCAGAGCAUCCUGAACCUGUAGUUAGAGUAAGUGGAUACGACAACCACGGCACUUUGGAAGGAACAACGAGCAGCUUCCAUCAGUAGGUGUCACGUGCCACUUGUGGACACAACAAGCCAGACCUCCAUGAAAUAAAUGUCAAACACAGAGCUUGAUGACUCUUCUUUACUUACUCUCUAUCAUUUUGAUGUACUGCCUUUUACAUCUAUCCAUCUAUUAUAACACUGCCUUUCAUAACUAUUAUAUAGUGCCUUUCACAUCUAGCUACCUGCUAUAUAGUGCCUUUCCAUUCCAUCUAUUUUACAGUGCCUUUCAUAAUUAUUAUUAUUAUAUCCAUGCAUCAUAUAGUACCUUUCACUCUACCUAUCUAUCAUAUAGUGCCCGUCACAUCUAUCUCUCUAUAUAGUGCCUUUCCUAUCCAUCAUACAGUGCCUUUCACAUCUAUUUAUCUAUUAUACACUGCCUUUCCUAUCUAUUAUAUACUGCCUUUCAUAACUAUUAUAUAGUGCCUUUCCUAUCUAUCCAUCUAUCAUAUAGUGCUUUUCCUAUCCAUCAUACAGUGCCUUUCACAUCUAUUAUACACUACCUUUCAUAACUAUUAUAUAGUGCCUUUCCUAUCUAUUAUAUAGUGCCUUUCCUAUCUGACUAUUAUAAAGUGCCUUUCACUCUACCUAAUUAUCCUAUAAUGCCUUUCACAUCUAUCUAUCUACUAUAUAGUGCCUUUCCUAUCUAUCCAUCUAUUAUAGAGUGCCUUUCAUAUCUAUGCAUCAUAUAGUACCUUUCACUCUAUCUAUCAUACAGUGCCUUUCACAUCUAUCUAUCUAUUAUAUACUGCCUGUCAUAACUAUUAUAUAGUGCCUUUCACACUACCUUUUUAUCCUAUAGUUCCUUUCACAUCUAUCUACUUGCUGUAUAGUGCCUUUCCUAUCUAUCUAUCUGUCUAUUAUAGAGUGCCUUUCAUAUCUAUGCAUCAUAUAGUAUCUUCCAUUCUACCUAUCUAUCAUAUAGUGCCCUUCACAUCUAUCUACCUGUUAUAUAGUGCCUUUCCUAUCUAGCCAUCUAUUAUAGAGUACUUUUCAUAUCUAUUUAUCAUAUAGUGCCCUUCACAUCUUUUAUAGUGCCUUUCACAUCUAUAUAGCCUUUCCUUUCACAUCUAUUAAUUAUAUGUUAUAUAGUGCCCUUCACAUCUAUCUACCUAUUAUAUAGUGCCUUUCCUGUAUAGCUCUCUAUCAUGACAGAGCUUGUUUUACAAAGAAGGCUGUGCUGAGCGCGUAGAUUCAAAGCUGGCAUGGCUGCCACCUACAAAGCACUGACCUGAAUGGGGUGAAGACUUGCGUGAUCAAUGAGUUUGCAUUUUAUAUUUGUCAUCAAUUCAGACCAUUUUGCAGAGAUUUGUUGUCACUUUGACAUUAAGGGGUCUUUUUCCGUUGAUCGGUUUUGUUAAAACAGCCAAAUUAAAUCCCCGGUGAUUCACUGUUGUGUAACAAGAAAAUGUGAAAACCUCCAAGGGAGUAAAAGUCUUUUUAUAGGCGCUUUAUUUUUACUAAUUAAAGAGUGUCACUCCUUAUGAUUAUAAAGCAAAGGCAACAAACUUCACAAUGGAGAAUCAGUAAGAGUGCCGGCGUCCGAGGUUACGAGCGUAUGGCGUGUAGGUGACGCACACAUGAGAUGUCACACUCAACAUGGCGUGCUGGGUGGCACAGUGGCCUUCCCUUCCUAAACCCGUCAUAUCCUGUGUGGAUUUUCGAUGCAGACAUCACUUUCCUCUCCUCUAUCCUCUAUUAUUGGUGUCAAAUCUCAAUGAGCCCAAUGUGACGGCGUGUAUGUGUGGUGGUGCCCUCUGCUGGAUCAGCAUCCCUUCCAUGGUGGGUGCCCACCUUUGCAUGACGCUGUUGGAUCAAUAAGGAGUUAAGAAAAUGGAAGAAGGAAUAUCAACAGCCACCCCCUAAACUCAAAAACUGUAAUGCAAGGAACUUGAUAAAUUAUUCAGACCCCUUCGCUUUCUGCACACUUUAUCAUUCUGGUAUAUUGAAUGAUUGUCAAAAAUGUCAAAUGUUGUGUCAUUUUCUAACCCAUUUAAUUUAUACCAGGGUUGCAUUGGGCACUGCAGCCUAAUUCAGCUAGAAAUUCGAGGGCACACAGCAGAAAGAAACCCUGUACAGGGCACCAGUCCAUUGCAGGGUGAACACACACACACACACGGGCCACUUUUAAAGUCCCCAGUUCACCUAACCUGUGUGUCUUUGGACAGUGGGAGGAAACCCACACCGACACGGGGAGAACCUGCAGACCCCAUGCAGAUCAGACCUGAUACACAUACCCUGGUCUCCUUACUGGGAGGCAGCAGAGCUACCACUGUGCCACCUAAUGUCCAAAGAAUCCAUUAGAAAUUCAAUGUACCAUAAUAAUAAAGUGCCGAAAGUGAAGUGGUCUGAAUACAAAUCCUCUGUACAUGUUAUACUGAAAGGCGCCAUACAAGCACAACACUCCUGUUUUGAUAAUGAGGUUUAACAACUUCUUGUUUUUCUAUAUGCACACAUUUUAAAAUACCAUCAAAUCGGAGAAUGCUAAACCUGAAUGACCCUCAGUGGCACAUACACGUGGCCUCGUACAUUUCCAGAGUGACCCCAUUCCAAUGUCAGGACAUUUUAUGACGUCAAUGCCUACAGAGUAAACCGGACGGGUUUAGUGGCCGGCGAUGCCAGCAUCAAGUCUAUCCACACCACCACCGUUUUCUGUUCUUCUGGAGCACUUCAACGUCUCUGUCUUGAGCCAUCUUGUACCCAGCCAUCCUUUUUGGUUUAACUAGAAAUCAUUCAAACAGUGAAGACUUUGGCCAGUAAGCCAUUGACUCGGCCACCUCGUCCCCUGGACUGACACUACGACCGGACAUUUCAUUUCUCAGCCUUUUUCGAGUGUCAUAUCUGAGGAUUUUUUUUAUUCUGUUAGAUUCAACGCCUACAGCUCUUUCUAUAAUCUGAUGUUUGAAUAUUGUUUUCUAAAUGCUUAUUAAGGUAAAGUAAUAUAAAUUAUUUCCCAUCCCC